AUGAAAGACAUGUUCAUCAUUUUUGUGUUCUUGUCGGUCCUCUCACUUUCAUCAUGUGAAAUAUUCCGCCCGGCUGCUAUCCUUGACACUGACCGUAAUGUCCUCCGAUCUGGCACCAAUUACUACAUCUUACCCGUGAUGCAUGGCAAGGGUGGGGGACUAACUCUGGCAAGCGACGGGGGCCAGACAUGCCCCCUUGAAGUGGUGCAAGAAGUUAGCGAAGGCAAAAACGGGCUACCUGUGAAUUUUGCAUCUGCUAACAAAGAUGGCAUCAUUCGUGAAUCAAUCGAUCUUAAUAUUAAGUUCGUUGAUUCAGUGACAUGUGCUCCGAACAUGGUUUGGCAGGUUAACUAUUUUAACAGGAAAGGGACCGUGUCAAGCAAGGGGACCUUAGGAAGGCCGGGCCAGGACACGAUGAGCAAUUGGUUCAAGAUACAAAAGUAUGAGGAUCAUUACAAGUUAGUACACUGCCCCUCGGUGUGCUACAAUUGUAAAAAGCCAGCUUGUUCGGAUGUUGGUUCCAUGGUUGAUGAAAAAGGACGCAGAAGUUUGGUUUUAAGUAACGAACCCCUUAAGGUCAUAUUCAAAAGGGCAUAA
Erigeron canadensis is the source of this 597-nucleotide messenger RNA. RefSeq names its product kunitz trypsin inhibitor 5-like. The coding region runs from base 1 to 597 and encodes 198 amino acids. NCBI's taxonomy places the organism in Eukaryota, Viridiplantae, Streptophyta, Magnoliopsida, Asterales, Asteraceae. The record is from RefSeq and is a predicted model, not a curated record. The transcript has a single exon. Gene Ontology annotation, molecular function: endopeptidase inhibitor activity.